UCUACUUCCUAAACUCCUUACAGUCAGUUGAUUCGCGAUGGUUCCAAAAUCAAUAUCCAUCAUCUUUUCCCCGUACCACGUCGGCCUUCGGGACCACCGCGUUGGCGACGGGCCCAACCGCAUUCGCGCCGCGGGAGUCACAGAACAGCUCAAAAAGCUGGGCGUUCAGGUCCAUUUCCUCGAGCUGCCGCCCGUCGACGACUUCGAGGGCGAGAUCGGCCGGAGCUUCGAGCUGCUGCGUCGCACAUCGCAGGCCGUCGCGGAGGUCCGCGCCGCGCACUCCUUUCCCCUUGUACUGUCCGGGAACUGCAUGGCGAGCGCCGGUGUGGCGUGCGGUCUGGAUGUUGCCGAGCUCGGGUGGAUCUACUUCGACGCGCACGACGACAUGGAUACGCCGUCGACAAACAUGAACGGGUACCUGGACGCCAUGGGCUUAUCGAUGCUCGCGGGGAAAAGCUUUGAGCGGCUGGCAAACACUAUCCCUGGCUUCCGGCGGCGCGAGUACACCAAGAUGAUUUACUGCGGGCUGCGCGAUGUCGAGGACAGCCAGAAGCAGACGGUGCGAGACGCCGGCGCCGAGGUCAUUUGGGGUGAAGCAGGCAGAAUGGUGGAUUUCGCGGGGGAGCUUGCAAGAGCUCUGAGUAAGAGAGAUUACUCGCCCGCACUAGUCCACCUGGACCUUGAUGUCUUGGACGAGACGGUGGGGAAGGUCAACGGCUUUGAGAGCCCGGGGGGGUUGCAAGAGGACGACCUUCUCAGGUGCAUGGAUCUGGUUCCGCAGAAGGCCACGCCUACCUCCCUUACGGUUUGCUCGUUUAACCCGGGAUUAGGAGACGGCGAUAGGAUUGCAGCUAUUGGUGUAAAGGCCAUCACUACGUUUGUCCGCUCACUGAUUAAGUCCGGGGGCUUGAGCUUGGAAUAGAAGACUCGUUCCACAGUACAAAAAUGUCGUAGAUUACUCCUGCACUCCUCUCUACCUAGCCACUAAGCAUAACACACUGCUAGUUGUCUGACUUCUCGUUAACACUACGCAAAUAAGAAGUAAAGCAGGUGACGAUAAGGAU
Boeremia exigua is the source of this 1064-nucleotide messenger RNA. RefSeq lists its product as uncharacterized. The transcript has a single exon. Gene Ontology annotation, cellular component: cytosol; cytoplasm; nucleus. The coding region runs from base 38 to 922 and encodes 294 amino acids. Lineage: Eukaryota; Fungi; Ascomycota; Dothideomycetes; Pleosporales; Didymellaceae. Gene Ontology annotation, molecular function: arginase activity; manganese ion binding. The record is from RefSeq and is a predicted model, not a curated record.